Molecule: messenger RNA, 648 nt
Organism: Diatraea saccharalis (sugarcane borer)
Lineage: Eukaryota; Metazoa; Arthropoda; Insecta; Lepidoptera; Crambidae
Source: the annotation of a GenBank genome assembly
AUGACAGUUCGAUGUCCAUCAGAUAGCCGUUGUGUUAUUACGAGAGAGUGCACGGAGGCGAGAGGACACCAAGUGGUGAGUAAUCAGAGUCAAUCAGAGAGGCGGCUCAUUAGUGCGGGCCCGCGCGUCUAUCACGCAUUGUCACAUCCAUGGCGGCGGCGGCCAAUCACCGCACACAUUACACAAAUUGAAGAGACGAGCCCUCAACAUUUAACACCGAUUAUAAAGCUCGGUGCGUGCACAUACCUGCCGUUCUGUGGUCCGACGUUUCCGUCGUUGAAGGAGGAGCUGGCGCUUAGGUCCUUGUCCGGUAUCUGUCCGCUCUCCAUGCCGAGCGGCGCGAUGCAUUGCGCUGCAACACAUCAAGCAAAAAAAAAAACAUUUCCACGGGUAAUUUCAUCUCGAGGUAAAAGUUUUCUGAAACGAAACAUCCAAAUAAAAAGCCCAUUGUGGCGGUGUCCCGUUCAACAAAAGACAGCCGCUUAUAGGUCAAAUGCAAAUAGAAUUCGCAUGUUGCGCCGCCAUCCGCCAGGCGGCGCGCCGGGCCACCACCGCCGCACGCCGCCGCCGGGCCGCCGCUGCGGGCCGAUCGCUCCGGAACAAAUUGCAAACGUCAUGAAGGCAGUUUUGAAUAUUAAUAAUAAAUGA